Messenger RNA from Rhizophagus irregularis DAOM 181602=DAOM 197198, 627 nucleotides. RefSeq lists its product as uncharacterized. Gene Ontology annotation, cellular component: SAGA complex. Lineage: Eukaryota; Fungi; Glomeromycota; Glomeromycetes; Glomerales; Glomeraceae. The record is from RefSeq and is a predicted model, not a curated record.
AAAAAUAUAUCAAAAUGGAUGGGUUAACUUCAACUGUAUCCUCUAAUAUAAAAAUACCCGAAACCAUUGUUAUAACAAAUGAAACAAAUGAAGGAUUAAAAGACGAGAGGAAAAAAACUCAAAAAAGACCUAAUUCUCUAAUAUCAGCUGAAGAAUUUCCUAGGAAAAAACAAAAGAUUAAAAAGAGCUGGAAAAAGAAAAAAAUCAUAAGGCGUAAUAAAGGAGUGAUUGAUUUGGACAUCCAAUGCGGAGUAAUUGCGCCACCUGAUAAUACGCCUUGUACACGCUCAUUAAAUUGUAAGAAACAUUCGUUGGCUUCGAAACGAAAUGUGGGUAGAUCACAGUCAUAUGUCAUUCUACUUAUUAAAUAUCAGAAAAACAAAAAAUCUAUUGGGCGUCAUCAAGAUAAUAGCGUAUCAAAAUCAAAUGAUAACGAUAAAAAAGAUGAUAUAAAGAAAGAAGUUUCUACUAAAGAAGAUAAUAAUUCACUCGAAAAAUAAUUCAUAAUUUAAUUCUUUAUAUAUAACAGUUUAAUUUGUAUCAUAAUUUUAUGUAAGCAUUAUACCGAUUGUAUUUAUCAUAAGUGAUUUAUUUUAACCAAAUCGAGAAGUAUACGUUGUAUUAUAU